This is a messenger RNA of Hypanus sabinus (Atlantic stingray), 2379 nucleotides long. RefSeq names its product general transcription factor IIH, polypeptide 1 (gene gtf2h1). Gene Ontology annotation, biological process: transcription by RNA polymerase II; transcription by RNA polymerase I; nucleotide-excision repair. The transcript is spliced from 16 exons. Gene Ontology annotation, cellular component: transcription factor TFIIH holo complex; transcription factor TFIIH core complex. The record is from RefSeq and is a predicted model, not a curated record. NCBI's taxonomy places the organism in Eukaryota, Metazoa, Chordata, Chondrichthyes, Myliobatiformes, Dasyatidae. The coding region runs from base 250 to 1896 and encodes 548 amino acids.
CGUGUGCACAGCCGCUGCUGCCGCCGCUAGGAACCUAUGUGCGCGGCCCAAUUGUGUGGGUGUGCGGUUCCGGGGGGUCCGGAGAGGCGCAGAGGUGAUGUUCAUGGUGGGUGUCAGAGAAGUUGGAGUCGAGUUUGGAACCAGAGCCUGAAGGAAAGAAGCCUUAGCAGCUACCCCCUCUCUGCUUCUACCAUCAUUGCUCAUGCUGAAAGUUAAAGGUUGGCUGAAAUUACUUACACACCAUACAUCAUGGCCACUUCAUCAGAAGAGGUUCUGCUAAUUGUGAAGAAGGUACGGCACAAAAAGCAGGAUGGGGCGCUAUACCUGAUGGCAGAGCGUGUAGCCUGGACACCAGAAGGGAAGGAUCGGUUUGUCAUUAGUCAUAUGUAUGCAGACAUCCGCUGUCAGAAGAUCAGCCCUGAAGGUAAAGCUAAAGUGCAGCUUCAGUUGAUCUUGCAUACAGGCGAUACAACGAUCUUCCAUUUCACCAAUGAGAACAGUGCUAACGCAGCAGCCAAAGACAGAGAUGCUGCUAAAGACUUGCUCCAACAGUUACUCCCAAAGUUCAAGAAAAAAGCAAACAAGGAACUAGAGGAAAAAAACAGAAUGCUCCAAGAAGACCCAGUCCUCUUUCAGCUCUAUAAAGAUUUAGUUGUGAGCCAGGUAAUCAGUGCUGAAGAAUUCUGGGCCAAUCGUCUGACUGGGAAUUCUGCAGAUAACUCUCUGUCCAAUAACAAGCAAGAUAUCGGAAUUUCUGCUGCAUUUCUGGCGGACAUCCGACCACAGACUGAUGGCUGUAAUGGUCUCCGGUAUAACCUGACUUCUGAUAUCAUUGAGUCAAUAUUCAGGACAUAUCCUGCAGUGAAACAAAAAUACAUGGAGAAUGUACCUCACUGUAUGACAGAGAAGGAAUUCUGGACAUGCUUCUUUCAGUCUCACUACUUCCACAGAGACAGGAUCAAUGCUGGUUCGAAGGAUCUCUUCUCUGAGUGUGCCCGGAUUGAUGAGAAAGGUUUGAAGACUUUGGUUAAUCAGGGAGUAAGCAACCCUUUGGUAGAUUUGACAUCGCUGGAGGACAAAUCACUGGGUGAGGGUUAUGGAUCUUCAUCUGCACAGUUGUCCUCUAAAUCCAAUAAGGAGAGCAGCAACGCUGCUAUAAUCCGUCGCUUCAAUCAUCAUAGCGCCAUGGUGCUGGCAGCCGUCCUCCGUAAGCAAGAAAUGCACAAUGAUCAGAACGGUGAGAAUAGCAGCACUGAUGGUAAUUCUCGAGAUUCUGAUUGUUUUCAGCCACCUGUCAAAAAGGUGAAGUUACAGGAAGCCAUAGAAUAUGAAGACCUGGGAGAAAUGAACUUAAAAAAGACUGUUGCACUAAAUUUGAAGAAGGCUGACAGGUAUUUUCAUGGCCCUACACCUGUUCAGUCUCAGCACUAUGCAUCCAGCCAGGAUAUUAUUAACUCAGUCCACUGUAUUCGACAGGAAAUGGCUAACUAUAGCCCCAGACUUACUCAGGUUCUGUCCAGCAGUGUGGCCAGCAGUGCAAUAACUGACCUCUCACCUGGUGGAGUGCUUAUGCAGGGAGGAACAUCACAAGCUAUAAACCAGAUGGUGCCAAGUGAUAUCCAGAUGGAACUCAAACACUUAUAUGUGGCUGUAGCUGAGUUACUGAGGCAUUUCUGGUCUUGUUUUCCUGUCAAUACACCAUUCCUUGAGGAGAAGGUUGGGAAGAUGAUGAAUAACCUGGAGAGAUUCCAGAUGACAAAACUAAGGCCAUUUCGGGAGAAACUACAGAAACUGUACAUCAGUACAAAUUUCACUGGUCAUUUAGAAGAUAUGUUACAGGGAGCCUUCAAUAAGUUCCAUGCCUGGCAAUCAAAACGAAUGCAGAAGAAGACGUGAUGAUAAUUGUAUCAAGAUGUUUGAGAUUAAGAGCUAUUGUUACCUGCAAAGUCCCAGCAGAAGUUGCUGCCUGUUCUCUAAACUGCUGUGCUGGACGGGAGCUGGGAGCCCUACAAAAUUGCAGAGACUCAAUGUAAUUUUCAGAGCUGCACACUGGGAGAAAGAAAUGCAAUAAGGUGGACCACUCAGGGUGACUCUCACCAACUGACCAAAACUGGAGGGAGCUACAGGACAAAAUACUGUGUGAGACAGCUUGGGAAGGCAGCGCUGCUUCUCUGCACAAAGAAUCUGUCAAAUGAUAACUGAGUAUAUUUAGAAACUCUUUCUAGCCUAAACAUUUUUUCAUUUUUGUGUAAAGUUUUAAACAUGAAUGGCACAAUGUAAAUGUGCAACUUUUUUCAGAACUGUAGCCCCCUGUUUUUGGAUCCUGUUUGUAACUGAGGGAGUGGAAGAUGUGGAUAUUUUAAAUAAAGAAUUAAUGUG